Messenger RNA from Penicillium canariense, 1407 nucleotides. Its product is annotated as telomere maintenance protein PBP2. Gene Ontology annotation, molecular function: mRNA binding. Gene Ontology annotation, cellular component: nucleus; cytoplasm. The record is from RefSeq and is a predicted model, not a curated record. Gene Ontology annotation, biological process: regulation of gene expression; regulation of RNA metabolic process. The coding region runs from base 1 to 1407 and encodes 468 amino acids. Lineage: Eukaryota; Fungi; Ascomycota; Eurotiomycetes; Eurotiales; Aspergillaceae. The transcript is spliced from 3 exons.
AUGUCGGCCUCUCCAUCCAACCUGCAAUCAACGAAGCGUCCUCUCGAGGACCCCUCCUCUCCCUCGGGCCCCAACGAUCAGCCGGAGGCCAAGCGUCCGGCCCUGGACAAAGUAGCACGCAGUGACGCUGAGGCCGAGACCGACGUGUCGACCAACCAGAUCCCAGCCGUGGAAACCUCCAAGGACACCCAGGGCGACACUGUCGUCCCCGAUGCUCCCAAUGGCAAGAGUCAUCCCGAGACUCAGCCGAUUCAGUCGACCGCUUCGCACGGCGAGCGGGCUGGUUCCCAGUCCGACACCCACGCCCCUCAGGACGAGUCGAGCUGGAUCCAUAUCCGUGCCGUGAUCUCCAGCCCGGAGGCUGCUACAGUCAUUGGAAAGGGAGGUGAGAACGUGUCCCAGAUUCGUCGUAUGGCCGGUGCCAAGUGUACUGUCAGCGACUAUUCCCGGGGUGCCGUCGAGCGGAUCCUGACCGUGAGCGGCGCCCAGGACGCGGUAGCCAAGGCCUUCGGUCUCAUCAUCCGUACCCUGAACAAUGAGCCCAUCGAUGCCCCUUCUACUGCCCAGUCCAAGACGUACCCUCUGCGUUUGCUAAUCCCCCACAUUCUCAUCGGCUCCAUCAUCGGCAAGGGUGGUAGCCGUAUUCGUGAGAUCCAGGAGGCGUCCGGCGCGCGACUGAAUGCUUCCGAUACCUGCCUGCCUCUGUCGACUGAGCGCUCGCUGGUGAUUCUUGGAGUCGCGGAUGCUGUGCACAUCGCGACCUAUUAUGUUGCCGUGACCCUGGUGGAACAGCUGACUGAGCGUUUUGGCGGCCCUGCAGCCUCGGCGUAUGCCACCCGCAGUGGUGGACCCGCUGGUGCCGUUCCUGGCGGCAUGCAAGUUGUCCCAUACGUGCCCCAGCCCGCCGGUGGCCAGUACGGUCACCCGGACACCUUCAAGCGCAACCACCCCCACCCCAACCGUGGCCAGCCUGGAGCUUAUGGCGUUCCCUACCUUCAGGGCCAGGCCCCCGCCCCCGUUGCCCAGCCCGCCAUGCCUUAUGGUGCUACACCGCACACUCCCUACGCCGGUGCUGCCCCUCACCAACCUAACCCCUACGUCGGCGGUCCCCAGGCUCCUGCCGGCCGCGGUGCUCCCACUGCCCCGGCUCCUGUGGGUGGCGCUAUGCCUGGCCAGCCACUGACCCAGCAGAUCUUCAUCCCCAACGAUAUGGUUGGAGCCAUAAUCGGCAAAGGUGGUGCCAAGAUCAACGAAAUACGCCACCUGAGCGGUAGUGUUAUCAAGAUCAAUGAACCUCAGGAAAACAGCAACGAGCGUCUGGUGACGAUUACUGGUACCCAGGAAUGCAACCAGAUGGCCCUGUAUAUGCUUUACUCGCGCCUCGAAAGCGAGAAGCACCGCGUUUAA